Molecule: messenger RNA, 778 nt
Organism: Echinops telfairi (small Madagascar hedgehog)
Lineage: Eukaryota; Metazoa; Chordata; Mammalia; Afrosoricida; Tenrecidae
Product: circadian-associated transcriptional repressor-like
Biological process (GO): circadian regulation of gene expression; negative regulation of DNA-templated transcription
Cellular component (GO): nucleus
Molecular function (GO): RNA polymerase II cis-regulatory region sequence-specific DNA binding
Source: RefSeq, a predicted model, not a curated record
ACAGAUCUACUGAAUGGGCUGAAGAUGGGCCGCUUUGAGGGAGGAUUGAGCAGUUUCCAGCAGAGUGUGGCAAUGGACAGGAUUCAACGUAUUAUAGGUGUUUUACAGAAGCCACAGAUGGGGGAGCGUUAUCUAGGAACCCUACUGCAGGUAGAAGGGAUGUUGAAGACUUGGUUUCCUCAUAUAGCUGCCCAGAGGUCAUCUCUAAGUGAUAGCCAGCACCAGCUGACCAAGCAUUUGCCAAAACACCACACUAAUCUGGCUGUUUCUUCUGCACCUCCCAUGGAAAAGAAGAACCAGACACAACUGAGACAUCUAGUUCUGAAGCAGAAGCAGCCUUGGCACCUUACAGAAUGGCCAGCCAUGGACCUGACCUGGAUCCACACAACUCCAAUUUGCAACCCCCCUUUCAGUUCCCCAGGUACCAUCUCCAUGAACCAUGGUCCCUUAGGCACUGGAACCAGCAUUGGUGUCAUCCUUUUCCUCCAGCAUGGAGUGCAGCCCCUUGCUCAUUCUGCCCCCAACACCCCAGUUCCACCUGCUAUAGCAUCUCCUGUCAUCGAUGAGUCUAAGAAACUAUCUGGAGAAGGACCUCAUUGCCAUAGUUUGCCCAUGAUUCUGCCUUUAAACUGGACUUGUCUUCUGUCUUCUCCUGGUCUACCCACCAUGUUCAGAGAAGCACCCACCGGACACUUGGAGCAAAUAAGAAGCCAUCCUCCACUUGUUCUUCAUGCCCACCUUUUUAACCCUAACCCAGGACUUUGACCAUGUGACUUCU